AUGCUAUCUGCAGGCGCUAUCCGCAAGCUGCCUCUUCGGGCGGGCCAGGGGUCUCGGGCACUCUGUGUCGGCAAUCCUCUACUCCGCGCCCAGAGUCAGGCGUCUCUGCGCAUGGAUGCACUGCAUCCUAGAUGCAUGUCCACGCUGACCCGAUCCCCGGCUUUAUCCCGGCUACCAAGCAGAAACACUCUCCAACACAAGGGCCUACGGGUACUACCCACAAGGACAUCUCUUCUUGCACCACACAGGCGGUGGGCCGCCUCUCAACCCCCUGGGGGCCAGAAGGACUCAGAGUCUCAAAAGUCGGUUCAUGCAUUGCUCGCAAAGAAGCACCAGUAUCUGCGCAAGGAAGUACCGACUAACCACGAAAGCAGGCCUGUUUCUACCACGAAGCGCAUCUUGUCCAAGAUCCCCCUGGGAAACACACACGAGAACAUCUACACCAUCCCGAAUAUUCUCACCUUUUCGCGGCUAGUCGCCGCACCCGUGGUUGGCUAUCUACUUGUCCACGACUACCAUGCAGCUGCACUGUCGUUGUUUGCAUAUGCGGGUAUUACCGAUCUCGUCGAUGGUUGGAUUGCUCGAAAGUACCAGCUGCAGACCGUGGUGGGGACCAUUAUCGACCCCAUGGCCGAUAAGCUGCUGAUGACGAUUGGUGUGGCCUGCUUGGCGGUGAACGGAUCUCUCCCAGUAUGGUUAGCUGUAGUUAUUCUCGGUCGCGACGUUGGCCUGGCCAUCUCGGCAAUCUACUAUCGGUGGAUCUCUCUUCCGCCGCCAAAGACCAUGGCGCGCUACUGGGAUUUCUCCCUGCCAUCGGCAGAGGUCAAGCCUACUGAGAUCUCGAAGAUCAAUACGGCCCUGCAGCUGGUACUGGUGGGUAGUGCGAUUGCCCUCCCUGUGGUGCCGGAGUCGAUUAUUACCGCCUGGCAUUUGAGUGAGGUGAUGACUGGAUUCCAUACAUACGACCAUAGGGUGUGGAGAACAGGGCUUCCCGUCCGCUCAGCCGUACUUAAGCCACACGCCGGCAGGUACCUUGUCGCCGGCACCACCCUCUGGUCGGGCCUCAGCUACGUCUUCUCAAACAAUGCGGUAAAGAUCCUGAGUAAGGAAGAGAUUCAGAAGCGGAUUGCUCAGGCGGCCAACAAACGCAAGCCUUGA
Messenger RNA from Penicillium argentinense, 1158 nucleotides. Lineage: Eukaryota; Fungi; Ascomycota; Eurotiomycetes; Eurotiales; Aspergillaceae. The record is from RefSeq and is a predicted model, not a curated record.